AUGAAGGAGAAUAAUUAUUAGAUAUUGCCUGAGAUCAGUAAAGUCAAGAGAAUUCAGUAAGAGCCACCUGCUCUAAGCUAAAAUGAUGUUGAUAGCAAGUAUCAAAGUCAAAAUAAUUUCAUUGAUCUCAAAUUGGAUAUUUAACAUUUUAAGACGAAUAGAGAAUCACUCCAAGAUGAUCCCUUGAAAUCAAUGACUUAGAGAUCAAACUAAGUUCUUACAAGAAAUAACUCUGAAAUAAAAAUCAAGAAAAUAAACAGUAAGGCGAUAGCUUAAAGCGAUCUAGUUAAAAAUCAAUUCAUUGGAAAUUUGAAUGCAGGAAUUAAUGUAGAAGCUUUUGAGUCUAUCAAAUCUUUGAUGCCCUAUAAAAAUUAGGGACUGCACAGAGGUAAAGGCAGUGUUGGUAACUUACACAAUUUGCUGAGCAUCGGUUAGAAUAACAAUCAAGACAUUACUAAGACUUUCAGCACAAAUAAUCUUCAUAAUAAAACACAAAUAAUUCAUAGACAGCAACCUUCUCAGCAGCUGUCCCAUCGAUAAAACGAGGAUGCGAAUCUAACUAAGAACUCCUUCAAUCUUAAUAGGAUUAUAAACUAAAAGACUUUCGUCUCUUCAAUUAUAAGUACUUACAACCUAGAAAGCCUAAAUCAAACAAAAAAUACCAUGGACUAAAGUAAAUUAAGUUUGACAGCGAGACUGGAUAACAGUACAGCAAAGGAGAUGCCUUAGAAGUUCUCAAUAAAUAAUAUUAAGAAAAUGCAAGCUUAGUAUACUAGGAUUUUUCUUUAGAAUAUUGAAGAUUUCUUUACUGUGCAAAAGGACAAGAUAUCACAUGACGAAAGAAUGGUCUAGAGUUUAGAGAAUAAGAUCAAGAAUCUGGAAUUAGAGUUAGAAGCUUACAAGAAAUAGGAUUAUGAUUCAGGAAAGAUUAAAAUGAUACCUCUAAGAGAAUUCAAGGAGAAAAAAGAAGAGUACCUUAAAAUGUUUGAUGACUAGGAAAAGGUCAAGGCAGUCUUAUUGUCGAGAAUUUCCUUGCUAGAGAUUAAAUGUGACAGACUUUAGGACAUAAUAAAUGAAACUGAAAACAAGGGUUCAUCUCACGUUCAAAAUCUUAACUAGCUAAUGGCUCAAAUUUAAGAACUUAAUGAUUAAAUGGCAUCAGUUUAGGAGACUGCUUAGAUAGAAUUCAAGAACAAAGAUAAAUUGCUAAUUAAGAUGUACGAAGAAAGGACCAAAAAUCUUAAUAAAGUGAAAUAAUUCAAGGAAAAGCUAGAGCUAAAGGAUAAAGUAAUGGGAGAACUGACCUAGAGAGAAAAGGAAUAUACUAACAAGAUUUAAGAACUGUAAAGCAAAAUAGUAGAUUUGAACUAGCAUGCUGAUUAAAGAAACAUUUACAUUCAGGAAUUAAAGAAUCAGUUGAAUAAGAAUUUAUAAAUGGGGAAUGAAAAGGCUUAAAAAAUGGAGGAGUUGACCACGAAACUUUAGGAAUUAGAAAGAGCCAUAAGAUCUGGAAAAUUUAGCAAAUAAAAUCUGGAUCCAAUUCAUUUCUAGGUAUCUCUAGAGGGAUUCAUGUUUAAACUAUUUAAUGAUGACCCAUAUGCACUCUCUAAUAACAUCAGAUUAGGUCUACAACUAGGAAAUAAAAACAUACAUCUUAGUCAUGCAGGGCUUGAACAUAAAGUUCUUGUAGAAAACUCACUUCAUUAGAAUGAAUAAGAUUCUGAUCACUUAGGCAAGUAUUAGAUAAUAGAUGUAAAUUAGAUUAACUUGCAGAAAUUCAUUUAUGCAAAGCCAAAGCUAUCUAUGCUGAUUGAGAAUGUAAUCAGUCAAAAGCUGCAAUUAAUAUUUGAACCUCCUUAUGAAUAAUGGUUAUUUAUGACAAUUAGAGGCAUAUUAGAUUCUAAGUAUUUUGAAAUGGUUCUUAAUGAGGACUCUUAUUCAUUCUAUAAAUCCUCAAAAUUUGUUGGUAAAAUUUUGCAUCUAAAAUUUAAUUUAGACUUCAUUUAUUCAUGGCUUGGAAAUUUCUGUGUUGAUAAAACAAGUAAAAUGGUGAGAGGUUUGGAAUUUUAUGAAAAAGACAGAGCUGAUAACCUAAGGCUUUAAUUAGUCUUGGGAUUUUGCUUAUAGGAUAAAUUAGCAGUUGAUGAGCAAUGCUACUAUCUACAUUGCAGGAACAUGCUAUUUAAAGGUCCCCACCUAAAGGAUACAGGGUCUCACUAAAGAAUGCAUUUGAUAGAUCUAGAUAGAGUCAAUGAAUUUGUAGACCAUCUAUUUGAAAAGAUGCCUUAAGAGGACACUAUUAAGCUUAAGUCUAGACUUAAAAGUCUAUCUAGAAGAGCUCCUGUAUUUAAAACUGAAGACGAUGAGCUUGACUUUGGAGAUAUCUUUGGGAAUAAGCAUAAUGAGAAACCUAAGGUUAUGGAUUAUUGGCAAAUAGAUUAAGGCCUUGUGCUAAGAAUAUUGCUUGAGUACUAUAGAAGAGAGAAAAAGAUUAGAAUAUUACUGCUUAAGAGAUUAUUUGAAGAAGAACCCAAGGACUCCUUUAAUAACAAGGGACACAUAUGCUUUGCAGGCUUUAGAAAAAUCAUGGAGUAGUUUGAUCCAUCAAUCACUGAAAUUGAUAUUUCAAGAAUUUAUAGAGAUGCAUUUGUGGCAGGAAACGGAGUUGUUAAUUUUGACUCUGCAAUGGUGGUCUUUAAUGAGUAAAAUUUCUUUGUCAGGACAUUGCAGAUCAAGGGAAGAAAUGAAAGCCCUAUAGUUAAUCACCUUAAUGAUAUUGCCUUGCCUAAUAACCUUACUGAAGAUCAGAUCGCAUAAUUGCCUGAUGAAAAAGUCAGAGAUACUCAAAUUAGUGCUUUUAUCUAUGAUCACUGGAGAAAUAACGAGAGCAACUUCAUAUCAAUCAAGAGAUUGAUUGAGAAUGCAGGUUAGGAAGCACUUCUUAAUAGAUUCAUAACUCUUGAAAACUUUAUUAAGAACAAGGGUUAAAUAGAUUCAGCUAAGGUAAGGGGCAAAUCAAUGAUCCAAGUAUAUAGAAGAUUCAUGACAUUAAUGGUGUGUUUCCGCACAAUGUUCCUAGAGGUGUGUGAGGAUGACUUCAGUUGCUUUAGUUCUAACUAGACCAAAACUCUUGAAUCUAUUCAAAGAGAGGUAAAUUACUUCAAUGAAAUAUUUGACUGGGACAAUGAAAUGAUUGUGAAUCUGAGUAGGAUUCCUAAGGGUAGGGAUGUUACUGACGAGAAGAGGUAUUGGAUUCACAUGCAAAACCUAUUUUGUAAUGGCUAUCAUAUAACCAAAGACUCUAUCAAAAGAAAUGCUACCUUGAAGAUGACUUGA
This is a messenger RNA of Stylonychia lemnae, 3336 nucleotides long. The record is from the annotation of a GenBank genome assembly. Lineage: Eukaryota; Ciliophora; Spirotrichea; Sporadotrichida; Oxytrichidae.